GAUAAUAAGUUUCUGGAAUAAUUUACAUCAUUUUUACGGGAUAAAUAUAUUUUUGGAAAAAGAAAAGCAUAGAUACCUAAAUCAUCAAAAUGAUCAAUUUUGAAUUUUCAAAAAUCAGUGAUGAAUUUUUCUUUUCAAAUAUAAAAAACUCAAUUUAAUUUUUAGAAGUAUCGUCAAUUCAUUAAGCAUGAAUUGAAAAAAAAACACGAUAAAUUUCUCAAUAUGAUGGUAAUUUUGUAAUUUACGCAACAAUUAACCGGUAAUUUUGAAAUUUAUUCUCAACAGUAGUCAAAAGAUCAAAUUUAGCAACCAUUAGUUUUUUACAAUAAACGUGCUUCUUAUGUUUACGUUACGAUUUGGAAAUGAUAAGAUGAAAUCUGAAAGUUCAAGAUAUUUCAUCAUUUCAACGAACAUUUUGCAAUAUUACAAGAUGAAUUUCCAAUUAUCCAACAAACAGUGAUUUUUUUCACAUUCGAUGCGGAAUAGUUCAAAAUUCCUAAUAAUAAACAUACUUAUCUGUCUGUUAUUGGUAGUAUCAUGUAAGUAAUUUGUUUACGUACAAUACUUGAAAAAAGUAACCAAAAUUUACAUUUUUCUCACUCGAUGCGAUUCUCAGUUGUAGCUUUCUGCUACAUAAAAGACAAGAUUUGGCGCGAGAAGCAGAUCAGAAUAGCUCGAGAAAAAUGCAACGAGUAUGUGAAAUACGCCUGCGAUCAUCAAAAUGAGAUAAUUUCUAACAAGACGAGUGCAAUAAUCCUAGGACAAGAUGUUCCUAUUACGAUAUUUCCUCAUAUGGCAUUGGUACAAAUUUGGCCAGAAAAAAAUAAAAGAAAAGUGAGUUCGUGUGGUGGUUCACUCAUCAGCGAAUAUUUCGUGUUAAGUGCAGCUCAUUGCAUAUACCACGUCAAAAAUUAUCAAAUUGCUAUUAAAUUAGGAUCUGCGACUCGUUUCGCUGACGAUACUGGCCAAUGGUUUAGAGCGAGUGAAAUCUACGUGCAUCCAGAGUACAGUGAUUAUUCCGGAGUCAACGAUGUGCUUCUGAUAAAACUCGAUCGAAAAGUGAAUUUCAGCAGGAAUGCUAGACCAAUUUGUUUGAAUACGAAAUUCAAUAUUGAAUUGUACGAUCUUGUCAUAGCGACUGGGUGGGGUCGGACUGAAUACCAAAAUUAUUCCCCGCGACUUAAAAUGGUCGAAAUAACAUUAUUUCACCCGGAAACGUGCUGUAAAAUAACCAAACACUUCCACAAUCCGAAUAUAAUUUGCGCCGUAGAUCCAAACAGUAGUAAAAGCGUGCAUCAGGGUGAUUCUGGAGGACCAUUACAAGUCAGGUUGGAUACGUGUGCAUAUGUAUAUGAACAAAUCGGCGUUAUUCAUGCUGUCCAGAACUGUGAGAUAAGACUCGAUAAACCAUUGUACAGUCUCUACACAAAAGUAGAACCUUAUGUUCCUUGGAUUGCCAGCAACGUUUGGCCAGACGAGCCUUAGCUUUUUUCAAAAACUGUAGUCCUGGUCCUAAUUGAAUCUAAAUGAAAGCAACUCGUAAAAUAAUGAAACGACCAUCAUGUGAAUUAUUCGGUUGCAGGUGGAUUAGAAUAGGUAGCUUCAAUUCUACCAAACAAUCUUACUCCAGUCGAAAUAUGUAGAUAGGUCUAUGUUACUGUAUAAUAUUUUAAAAUGUAAAAUUUUUUCAUAAUUUUAAAACGCUUUUAGAAUUCUACAAUCAUUUUUCUGUU
Planococcus citri (citrus mealybug) is the source of this 1733-nucleotide messenger RNA. Its product is annotated as granzyme G-like. Bases 604 to 1485 code for a protein of 293 amino acids. NCBI's taxonomy places the organism in Eukaryota, Metazoa, Arthropoda, Insecta, Hemiptera, Pseudococcidae. Gene Ontology annotation, molecular function: serine-type endopeptidase activity. The record is from RefSeq and is a predicted model, not a curated record. The transcript is spliced from 6 exons. Gene Ontology annotation, biological process: proteolysis.